AUGCGCCCACGGCCGCCUCCUCGCGGCGCGCUCUCCAAGCAACACCUCCUCCGCAUCCGCCGCUGCCUGCCACCCGUUUGGCUUAAUGCCACCCCCGCUCAGGACCCGUCCCCGCCGCAGCCGACGCCACCUGCCUCCUACUUCUCCCCCGCUUCCCUCUCAUCACUCAUACGCUCCUGCACGUCCCAGCGCGCCCGUCGCCCCGGCGAGCAGGCGCACGCGCGCGCCGUCGCGCUCGGCCUCGGCGCGCACCCCUCGGUGCUCCCCAGGCUCACCACCUUCUACAUCGCGCUCGGCGACCUCCCCGCCGCGCGAGCCGCCGUCGAGCGUGCGGCGGCAAAGGCGCGGGCGUUCCCGUGGAACCUGCUCAUCUGGGGGUAUGCCGACCGUGGGCUGUGGGGCGACGUGGUCCUCGCGUACCGCAGGAUGCUGGCGCUGGGCGUGGCCGCCGACAGGUUCACGUACCCGUCGGUUCUGCGCGCUUGCGGCGAGCUACGGGAUGCCUCCGUUGGCCGGGAGAUUGAGCAGCGCGUUCGGUCGUGGGGAUAUAGUCUGGACAUGUACGUCUGGAACGCUCUGGUGGGGAUGUAUGCCAAGUGCGGGGAGAUGGAGGACGCGCGCAGGGUGUUUGAUGGAAUGCCUGCGCGGGAUGUUGUCAGCUGGAACGCCAUGGUGUCUGGGUACGCGUCGGCUGGUUUGUGGGGCGAGGCGUUUGACCUGCUGCAGUGGGUUCCUGGGGCGAACAUUGUCACCUGGAACGCGGUUGCGGCUGGAAAUUUUAAGGCGGGGAACGACGGUGACGUGAUGAGGUUGGUGUGGCAGAUGAGGAGUUGCCAUGGUCCGGGGCUGGAUUCUGUGACUGUUGUCAUCGGCCUCAGGGCAUGUGCUAGGGGUGGGUAUCUGAAGAUUGGCAAGGAGUUGCAUGCUGCGUCUGUCCGUCUAUGCUUUGAUAGGCUUGAGCACGUGGAGAGUUCAUUGAUCACAAUGUACUCCAGAUGCCAGAUGAUGAGCUCUGCAUAUCACCUGUUCAGAUCAUGCUCAACUCAGAGCGUAGUAAUAUGGAAUUCAUUGCUAGCAGGAUUUGGAUUCAUGGACCAGGUUGAGGAAGCUAUUUUGCUUUUCAGAGAGAUGAUUUAUUCCUCUGUCUUUCCAAAUGAUGUUACUGUGUUAACUAUGCUUUCACUUAGUGCACGUUUUGGACACCUCUGUCACGGAAGGGAAAUGCACUGCUACAUUUUCAAGCAUGGACUUGGUGCCUCUAACAUACUGCAGAACUCACUUGUCGAUAUGUACUCAAAGUCUAGACAGAUGGCAACUGCCCAGAGAGUGUUUGACCAGAUGCAAUCUCAAGACAGGCAUGCCUAUACUUCACUGAUUUUGGGCUAUGGAAUGCAAAGAGAAGGGAAUCUAUCACUGAAGCUCUUUGAUGAAAUGAUCGCCAACAAUAUCAAGGUGGACCAUGUAACUAUGGUUGCUGUUCUUUCAGCCUGCAGCCACUCUGGGCUGGUAACUCAAGGUCAGCUACUAUUUGCUGAGAUGUUUGAUGUGUUUUGCAUUGCACCAAGGGUGGAGCAUUUUUCUUGCAUGGUUGAUUUGUACUGCCGUGAGGGUUUGCUGAGUAUGGCUGAGGAGAUAAUUAACAAGAUGCCAUUCCAGCCAACUGCCGCGAUGUUGGCAACUUUAAUUGAGGCUUGCAGGAUCCAUGGAAAAACAGAAGUUGGUGAUCGAGCUGCAAAGAGGCUGCUGGCCAUGAGGACAAACAACCCCGGUCACUACAAAUUGAUUGCAAACAUGUAUAUAUCAGCAAAGCGCUGGCCAGAACUAGCUAAGCUUAGAUCAUUAAUGAGCGUCAUGGAGCUAAAUAUGAUUCCAACUCAUUCCUUGCUGGAGUCAGAAUAUGACAUGUGUCCAGUCGAACAAGAUUGUUGCUUAAACGGCAGUAUGCAUGGAGGCUUGUCUGAUGACAUGACAGAUACUGAUUUCUCUAGUAGUGAGGAAGUGAAAUGCAAUGAAGCUUUUGGUGGAAGACCUUGCAUUGCUACAUACAAAUUAAAGAUGUCAUUUCCAGUACUACCUUCAAGCACGAUCACAAACAAUUUGGGCACGAACCACUCUACCACCUCUGUUGCCUCUGGAGCAGCUGGCCAACCUCUGAAUUGCACGAAUGAAGGAGCUCUGGAAGUUGGCAAUAUGUCAAUUCCUUGCUAUCCUUUUCUUCUCCCCUCUCUACUGCAGCUGGCGUUUGGUCCAAGCUCACCAAACAUGGUGCCGUCAGAGCCAGAGAUCAUUCACUUGACUCCAUGGGAUCUCGCGCUGAUCACGGUGGACCACAUCCAGAAGGGGAUCCUUCUGCCAAAGCCCGGGGCAGGAGGUGCACAACUCAUCGACGACCUUGCUUCGUCCUUCGCUAGCACGCUGGGCCGUUUCUACCCACUGGCUGGCCGUCUCACUGCCUCAGAGAUCACGGACGGUGUUUCAAGUCCAAGCCUUGCUAUCUCUCUCUGCUGCAACGGUGAAGGCGCCGAGUUCAUUCAUGCCGUGGCUCCUGAGGUCACCGUGAGCCACAUAACCACCCCAGUGUACAUCCCGUCAGUCGUGUGGUCCUUCUUCCCGCUGAACAGGCUGCUGAAUGUGGAAGCUGUCGUGAGCUCCCUCCCUGUGCUGGCCGCACAGGUCACCGAGCUCGCAGAUGGCAUCUUUAUUGCCAUGUCGCUCAACCAUGGCGUCGCUGAUGGGGCCGUAUUCUGGCUCUUCUUCAACACCUGGUCAGAGAUAAACCGGCGCAGCAGCGGUGGAGGUGAAGGGUAUAAGCUGUCCACACCGCCGCCUGUGCUGGACAGAUGGUUCCUCGACACCUGCCCUGUGCCAGUCCCUCUACCCUUCGGCAAGAUGGAGGACAUCGUCCAGCGACCCAAGUACACCCCGGUGCAGGAAUGUUUCUUCACUUCUCUGCGGAGAGCAUAA
Molecule: messenger RNA, 2964 nt
Organism: Miscanthus lutarioriparius
Lineage: Eukaryota; Viridiplantae; Streptophyta; Magnoliopsida; Poales; Poaceae
Source: the annotation of a GenBank genome assembly